CUGGGCCCGUGAGCGUGUCCCGGUGCUGAUCCGCCCGGAGCUGAGCCCAUGAGCGUGUCCCGGUGCUGAUCCGCCUGGAGCCGGGCCCGUCAGCGUGUCCCGGUGCUGGUCCGCCUGGAGCCGGGCCCAUGAGCGUGUCGCUGGUCGUGAUCCGCCUGGAGCUGGCCGGGGCCUCCCCGCUGCCCAAGGCCUUCGCCUACAGCGCGGCCGGUCCGGACAUGGCAGCGGAGAGCACCGGCGCGGCCCCCGCCGCCGUGCCCGCCUGCCUGCAGGGGAAGGGCCCCGGGGAGCGCGCGGCCAUCCUGCACCAGCACCUGGGGCGGCGGGAGAUGACCGACGUGAUCAUCGAGACCAUCCGGCCCCGCGCAGAUGAAGCCAAAGCUGCCGUGGAAGGAAGGAAAUCCUCGGAGGCUGCGUCUGCUGAGGACAAAACCAAACAGGAGGAGCAGAGCAAGGAGUGCGAGGCUGCUCCAGACUCCCCCUCCAAGCAGCUCCCUGACCAGAUCUCCUUCUUCAGCGGGAACCCCUCGGUGGAAAUCGUGCAUGGAAUUAUGCACCUGUACAAAACAAACAAGAUGACCUCCCUGAAGGAGGAUGUGCAGCGCAGUGCCAUGCUCUGCAUCCUCACUGUCCCGGCCACCAUGACCAGCCACGACCUCAUGAAGUUCGUGGCCUCCUUCUACGAGGUGAUUGAGCACAUGAAAAUCAUCAGAGACUCCACCCCAAACCAGUACAUGGUGCUGAUCAAGUUCAGCUCACAGGCUGAUGCCGACAGCUUCUACAUGGCCUGCAACGGCCGCCAGUUCAACUCCAUCGAGGAGGAUGUUUGCCAGCUGGUGUACGUGGAAAGGGCUGAAGUCUUCAAAUCAGAAGAUGGGGCCAGCCUGCCCGUGAUGGACCUCACAGAGCUGCCCAAGUGCACCGUGUGCCUGGAGAGGAUGGACGAGUCGGUGAACGGGAUCCUGACCACGCUGUGCAACCACAGCUUCCACAGCCAGUGCCUGCAGCGCUGGGAGGACACCACGUGCCCUGUCUGCAGGUACUGCCAGACACCAGAGCCCGUGGAAGAGAACAAGUGCUUUGAGUGUGGAGUUCAAGAAAACCUGUGGAUCUGUCUGAUCUGCGGGCACAUCGGCUGCGGGCGCUACGUGAGCCGCCACGCCUACAAGCACUUCGAGGAGACCCAGCACACCUACGCCAUGCAGCUCACCAACCACAGGGUCUGGGACUACGCUGGAGACAACUACGUCCAUCGGCUGGUGGCCAGUAAAACUGACGGGAAGAUCGUUCAGUACGAGUGUGAGGGGGACAUGUGCCAGGAGGAGAAAAUUGAUGCCUUACAAUUAGAGUACUCCUAUUUGCUGACGAGCCAGCUGGAAUCCCAGCGGAUCUAUUGGGAAAACAAGAUUGUCCGGAUAGAGAAGGACACGGCUGAAGAGAUUAACAACAUGAAGACCAAAUUUAAAGAGACCAUUGAGAAGUGUGACAGUCUGGAACAGCGGCUCAAUGACUUGCUCAAAGAAAAGCAGUCUGUGGAGAGGAAGUGUUCCCAGCUGAACAACAAGGUGGCAAAACUCUCCAACGAGCUGAAGGAGGAGCAGGAGCUGAACAAGUGUUUGAGAGCAAACCAGGCCUUGCUGCAGAACAAACUGAAGGAGGAGGAGAGGGUGUUAAAGGAGACCUGUGAGCAGAAGGACCUGCAGAUCUCCGAGAUCCAGGAGCAGCUGCGGGAUGUCAUGUUCUACCUGGAGACACAGCAGAAGAUCAACCACCUCCCGGCCGAGACCCGGCAGGAGAUCCAGGAGGGACAGAUCAACAUCGCGGUGGCGUCUUCUGCCAGCUCCUCCACGGCAGGCACAGGCAAACCUUCCUCCAGGAGAGGCCGUGGCAAGAGGGGCAAAUGAGCCUGGGAAUGCUCCGCUCCCACCCUGGAACUGGCCGUGCCGGCGUGGGCCUGGCUCACCUCGGGACUCCGGCUGGGAACGCCCAGCCCACUAAAGCUCAGCUAGAAAUUGUCUCCAGAGCUGCUCAUAAAACUGGCUGCCAGUCAGUGGAGGUGUCUGUGGUAUUUAAAAGCAUUUCACUGCACUAUUUAGCUGUUUUUAGGCAGAUCUUGAUGACCAUUUUGCCUUCCCACCUUUCCAGAGCCCUUCCUGUCACGCAUUUGACUUCCUUGGAGAGGGUUUUGGGGUGGGGAGGGUGUGUCCAUGUCAAACAUCCCAUUCCCUGCAGGGAUGCUGUAGAGUAGGCUCAGCCCAGUGUGUAAGGCUUCUCCAGUUCUUCUCCUGGAUUAAAAGUAUUCUCAAUUAAGAAAUUAUUUAAUAAACAGUGUAAAUUAGACUAUAUACAUCUCCUUUUUGUAUGGGCAGUCGUGGCACUGCAGAACUGCUAGUGCAGGAGUAGAACUGUAGUUUGGAAAUAAAAAGGAGUGAGGUGUGGAAAAUAAACCAUCUUAGUGGUGUAAGAAACCAGGUGAGUCCUAAAGGCUCGUGAUCUGGGAAAUUAAAUGCUUUAAGGGACUUUGCUAUGAUCUCUUUCUUCAUUUUACAGGUGGCCUUUGGGAGACCAGUGCUUGCUGUGCUGCCUUUGGGGCAGAAAGGGUGGAAGUUUUGUGUUCUGGAUGCUGUUUAAUAUUAUUUUAUAGGUAUUUCUCCAAAUUAAAUCGAAUCACCUGUGAAGAUGGGAACGUGCUCCCAGCAUUCCAGUCCUCUUGGAGCAGGGGGUGUGUCCCCUCACUGGGCUGCACUGGGGAUGUUGGUACAAGCUCCAGAGCUGUUACCCUCAAAAGCAGAUGAGGAGAGGGAUGAGCUCAGCCUUUUACAAACUCUCUUCCCACAUUCCUGUAGCUGCCAGGCCGGGUCUGUGGCAGAGCUGGAUGUGCUGCCCACCCCUGGACCCUUGCUGUGAGCUGCAGCUGUUCCCAGUUCCUCUGAUCCUGCUCCCAGAAUCUCAGCUGGCAGCACUCCCGAGUCGCUUGCCCCGAAGGUAGGCAGGUCCUGUAAGGGGAAUUGGUGGACAAACCUCUUUUGCUUUGGUUUUUAUGUUGGUUUUCACGUAGAUGCUCAGACUGGAUGCUCUGGGGUGGGCAGCUUUCCCCUGGCUGGAGAAGUGACUGUCCUGGUGGUUGUUGUGCUCAGAAUGGGAGUGUUUAAAGGCUGAUCUGUUGUCAGAGAUGGCAGGGCAGUCCCACAGUUGUCUUUCCAGCCCAUAGGAUGAUCCCUGUCCGUUGGAACAAUCAUGAUCUUAGUGUGGGACACUGAAACAGCUCUGGCUCACCAGCUCCAGCCUGGACACAGACAUGAAACAGCCAGUCCUUUUUUGCUGGAGGUGGUUCUUUUUUUGGCCAGUUGAAAGGGAUGAGUUACAAUCAAUCCAUGGAAUGACUUGGGAAAGGCAGGUCAUUCCAAUCCACUUCCUGACUGGAUGGACUGGAAGUGUGGAAUUUCCUCGCUGGAAAUACAGGGCACGUGUUGGUUCACUCAUGGCAUCCCUGCUUGGGUGUGGAGAUCUGCCCCAAGCACCUGGAAUCUGGACCUUUUCUAACUUUGUAGCAUGAAUGUACACUCACUUUUCCGUGUGUGGAUUGUACAGCCCGGCCUCUGCCUUCUGUAAAUGACUCUUAAGGACCGAGAGAUGAUGUACAGCACGGCUUGCUCUCCUAGAGAAACUAUUUUAUUUAAGAUAUAUUUUUACACCAUUAAGAUCCUCUGACCUUUUGCUGAAGGCUUGCUUUGUGUAGAACACUAAGAUGCUGUACUGUAUCUUGGAAUUCCUUUUCAAAAAAUGUGAUGGAAAAUUAAACCAGUGUGCAGUUC
This is a messenger RNA of Myiozetetes cayanensis, 3815 nucleotides long. It is a transcript of the gene BRAP, whose product is annotated as BRCA1 associated protein. The record is from RefSeq and is a predicted model, not a curated record. Gene Ontology annotation, molecular function: zinc ion binding; ubiquitin protein ligase activity; nucleic acid binding. The coding region runs from base 129 to 1904 and encodes 591 amino acids. The transcript has 12 exons. Gene Ontology annotation, cellular component: cytoplasm. Gene Ontology annotation, biological process: Ras protein signal transduction; protein ubiquitination. Lineage: Eukaryota; Metazoa; Chordata; Aves; Passeriformes; Tyrannidae.